UGCUCUUUCUAUCGUCACUCUUUUUCUCGUCUAGUGAAAGCAGAAGCAGUGUAGUCUAGAAGGUCGCCAACAUAUGCAGGCUAAGCUGAAUAAAAGGCAGAGGCCGUCUUCAGUGGUUGUUGUCUCGUUUAAGUUUUUUUUAAAAAAAGGUCUGUUGCGGUAAGUUUGUUUAACUGUAGUCCGGUGUAGUGACGCGCGAAGUCGUGUAGUUAAGCUGUUCCGCUUGCGUAAAUAAAGCAAAAGACUGCCCCUUCAUACCUAAGUGCGCUGUUUACUAAAGUUUUAGCUGGUUUAACGGAGGCAGUUAUGGUUGUCUAAGUCUCUCUUUCAGUGCUGUUUCUUGUUAAGUUGUUACUUUCCAAAACAUACGUAAGUAACCGCACCGCUUCGCUAUUACAUUCUUUGCUUGAGAUCCAUCGUGUAGACCAUCUACGACGCCCUUAUGGCAGUCUGCACUGAACUUUGUGCGGGAUUAAUUUUAUUGUAUUGUGUUGUGUUGUAUUGUACUUGUUCUUUGUACUUGAUGUUGAGGUUGAAGAUAUUGUCAUCGACAAACAUGAAUUCGACAGACGCGUUUGCACGUGACACCGAUCCGUGAUUGUAGAUGGAGACCACUGGCAGGUAAUGCUGUACAUUCUAGCAGAUCGAUGGAUAAAAUUAUCAGACACCUCUUGCUCUAUCUCUAAAACUAAAUGUAAAUUAGGAUGAGCAUCAAUAUGGGACUUUGUCGUGCGUUCCUGGUGGCUCGGAGGAAAAUGCCACGUGCUUUGUGCAGGUUCCUCGUCUUCAGCACAGGACUCGCGUUCGCAGCUUCGGUAUUCCCCCCGAGUGGCUUCACUAAUAGGCACCCGGUGUCGAACCUACGUGAGGCUGCUGCUGCUGAUCCCGCUAAUAGUGGUCAUGGUCUUGUUGAUGAAGAUCCCGUUUGUCCACCCGCGCCGUACGUGAAUUUUGAAGAGAUGGCGAGACUAUCCAUUACCCCUUUCAGGGAUGAUCUUCAUCACGCGCACGAUGCUUGCAGCACGACUGCAGAGGCUCACGCUCGUCCGAUAGCCCCGGAAUAUGCUGCUGUAGCACUACCAUCGAAGCCAUGCCCUUAUUCGUGUGUUUUGCAUAGUUUUUGAAGUUUUGUAUAAUUCUUGGAUAUAUACUCGAGCACGAGCUCGACAACAAUAUGCGCAAAUAUAUAAUGAGGAAUUACCGGUAGCUUACUUCUUCGUGUGUGUUUCUUCGUCCUCUUGGUCUGUUCGAGAGGAAAUAUGCAGGCUUUUGUUGCCCUAUAGAAAUCAGCAAUGAAUCACGCGACUGCGAAAUUUUAUAUAUAACCCUUUUUGAUAUUGAUAUUGAUUUCGUUUUUGUAUGCGCUAGUAGGCUGAUACUCGUCGAAUUCAAUCUAUCGUAUAACUAAGCAGUUGUGUUGUCAGUAUCAUUACUUAGUUUUCGACACAUGUAGCUACAGAAGAGGUACCAGGACAUGACAUGACGCAUAGCCUUUCUCGUGAUGUCAAACAAAUAACCUGGGCUCCUGGUAGUACUCAUUGAAGUUUUGUUCGUGUGCGACCUGAUAUAUUUAUUUUUUGCUUGCCGAUACGUAACAUCUAUUUUCUUCAUCGUCUUCUUCAGAAUGACCACAAAGUAUUCACAAGCAUACUGGAUGCAAAUGCCCACAGCAAACGAUGAAUCAUGUUGAACGAGUAACGAGCUGCUCCUGCUCGAUCUCCAGCACUUGAUUCAUAAAUUCAUCGACUUCUAUUCUGAUGCUCAGUUGCAGUUGCACACCACAUGAGGAUUCGAGGACAACUCCAU
Messenger RNA from Amoebophrya sp. A25, 1806 nucleotides. The record is from the annotation of a GenBank genome assembly. NCBI's taxonomy places the organism in Eukaryota, Dinophyceae, Syndiniales, Amoebophryaceae.